CUCAAAUAGAAAGGAGGCUAUUUGAGAACCGAAUGGCCUGGAUGGAUCUUUUCAAUCCAUCGUUUCCUGGUGACACMUGCCAUCUGAAGAAGAACAGUAGAAGAGUUCUCGAUGAUUCUUGCCGUUWUUGCGGGCAUGGUGGAACCUCGAAGWUCGGCUCACAAAAUUUGUCGUUACGAAGUGUUAUCAGUACAGUAUCGACCCGAUUGCAUUGUUACCAUGACGAAGCUUUCCGUAUUUGUAUGCUUUGCGUUCCUGGUCGUCGCUGCCACCGGACAGGUCCUCGAUAACCGGGACACCUGCGCCCACCGUGUCGUAAACUGCGAUCCAGACGUAGAUCAUUUCGAGACGAAAAUCUCGAUGGAUCAUGCUUCUUCCGUGGAAAGCCUUGAGUACGAGAAUACSCACAUCCUAUUGAAACAGACGUGGCCCACCCGGGGUCCGUGGAUGAAAAACACAACGCAGGUAUGUAGCUGUCAGCAUAGYAUUUUAUGGGUUUCUGUUGUUGCUGAAAGCUGUCCCCAUUGCACUGCAUCUCAUUCCAUUCACUUUUCAACACACACUUCAUUGAAWCGCACUUCUUCCAGAAAGUAGUGUUUGUUCGUUGUGGUUGCCCAGUCCCUUCUCUCUCUGCAGACUGGGAUGACGCAAAUGUGAUCCAUAUCCCAGUAAACUCCGUCAUGGUACAGAUGCCAAACACGCUGAGCAAGAUCUAUAUGAUGGGACAGCGCUCCAAGGUUACGGCGAUUGAGUCCAACCGCUACAUUAGUGAUGCAACGCCCGAAAUCGCUAGCGACAUUCGGGAUGGUAUUAUCAGUCGAUUAGAUCUCUCCUCGAAUGGAGUUCCAAGCACCAGGAUUACGCUCUCUUUUACCGACGGCUCGUUUUCCGACGAAUCCGCUGGAUUUCGGUUGCAACUGAUCAACGACGACACCUCGGCGGUCAUGGGAGAAACCGACUGCAUCUAUCCUGCCUCUGGAGACGACCUCGAGCCACUGGAMAGUGUGUUAGACAGUGGCUUCAACUCAAUCCCCGGAUGGGUGAGUGCUGGCAAUGUUUGGGUGCUUAAGACUGGAGAAGCAUCGGUCGAACCCAGCACCAGUCUUUCCUACACUCUCUAUUUUGACAACCAGCUCCCUAUGGACCACUCCCUUCGAGGAGAAGCAACCACUUGUGGUGGCGAUGUUGAGUUCAAGAUAGAACGGGACUCUGCACCAAGCAACCGUCCCAUCUACCACCGCCUCCACGACCUACCGGGUGGAUUCCCAGACGUACUGAUCACCGAACCAAGGUAAGAAAGUCCUCCUCCCAAUUUUUACAAUUCUUCACCGAGAAACUUGURAUGCUAAAUCAUUCUAUUUCUGCUUACGUUAGGUCUUUGGGCCCCCUAGCCGAUGAUCCAAAGGUUCUCGCCAGACAAUUUAUCGACUCCGAUCCGGGUGAAUUAACCCCUUUGGGUCGUGCCGAGCUUAUGAAGUUGAUGGCACUCAUCGUUGGUUCGGUGGAAACCGGCAAUACCCUGUUUGAGUCGAUCGAAGCGCGAUACAAUGAUGCCAAGGCCAUCGCUUCGAAGGCACGCAAACGGCCAACCGUAAUGGUGGGCAAACCUGGUACCUGGAACGAAGCGGCACGAAACAGCUGGAUGAUCACCGUCGGGUCGACCUACGUCGGACAGUUCUUGAGAGACGCAAACGUAGAGUACCGCAAUUCGGACGAUGCGGUAAACCAGGAAGUUUGCGGCACCGGAUGUGGAGCGUGUCCUUCUGGCACCAGCGACACCAGGUGCAGUGUUCCUAUCGGUGAUUUCCURGACUUGUUCCGAUCGAGCGACUAUUGGAUCAGUGCGGGCAUCGGCGCCAAUUGCUGGUCGGCCUCUUGCAACUUUGAAAUCACUGCCGAYGAGUUGCUUGACCAAAACCGGGAAGUCUUUUCGCAGUUCUUGCCCAUGCAGUGUGGUUCCGUGAUCGGUCUUGACAAGUCCCACAGCAGCAGUGGAAACAAGUACUGGGAACUCGGACGCGUCCGCCCCGAUUUGGUUCUGAUGGACCUGGUGACCCUCAUGCAUCCCGAYCUCGAGGUUGAGGAGGAGACGACAUUCUUCCGAAUGCUCCCACCCCCGUCUAACACCACGGGAUUGCCAUCGUGUCCAAGGACUAUCCUUCCAGCGUUUCCAAAAGAARCGAGAACGGURUUUAUCACUUCCUCCUAUGCGGUAGACACGUCGGAUGUAUCCGAUGUCAUUGGACCCUCCCACUUUGCAGUUCUCGAGCGUUUCCCCGAUGCCAACGCAGAACUUGCCAAAGCUCUCGGUGUGGAUCCUGCAGACCUGGAACUGGCCAUGAGGAACGACMAUGUUGRUGCUUCUGGCUUCAAUAUGGAUGUCACSGUUCGCAUUCCAGUCUGCCGAACCCAUUCUUGCGGAAUUGAACUCGGACGGAAAAUGGAGGCGCUUGGACCUGAGAUUGGAAAGGCCCUCGGUUUAGAUUGGCUUUCUGUGGAACGAGACACCUCCAAGUCCGCUGUCAUGCUUGACCGUUCAGGUGACAUUAUCCCACUGGCAGAUCUUGACCCCGAUGGGAACUCUCCUUUGCCUACAACUGUCAGCAAUGCCAAGGCCAACGGCGACGAUUGUAGCGGCGAUACCCUCGAUUCCAGUGUCAUUGCCGGAAUCGUCGUGGGGUGUUUGGCGGCGGUUCUUAUCGCUGUUCUCACCACCAGCAAAGUUGCCUUUGCACGCGGAGCACAGGCCACUCUCGCAUCUUACGAAAACGAGAAGCCGACCGGCAAGGGCRGAGGUCCAGAAUUGGCGCUUGACGAGGAAGGAGCCAUGGAGAACAGGGAAACCUUUUCGUAAGUCCUCCUCCCAAGAGUAUAUGGUGGUGGUGAUACUACCRGUAAUACUACACAGCAYGGCUAGAAUCAGCAAGAAUGGUAGCUUCUUGAAAACUUGUGUGCUYGGCAUGUUAAGAAUCUAACAGACACAAGAUAURUUWGGACUGGAAGAAGCACAAAUAUUAAUACUAGUAGUACUAGUAGUWGUAGAACGAGGUAUGACAAACAAGAACAACAAUAGUAACAAUAAUACUAGUACUAGCUAGUAUUGCGAGUACGAAGUACUUUUUGCAGUAUUACUGRUAGGAGUACUAGUAGAAAAAAUUAAAGAAUCAUUCUCUACUAGUAGUAGUACAAGGUACUUACUUCGUCAGUACGAAGUACAGUAUACCUCACUUUGGUGGGAAUUCGUUUUGCACAUGGAAUUGYCCCGAACCGGGCAAGAGGGAAAGACCCUAUUACUAUUGCCCCAAACCCCUAAUGAUACCCGCCAAUGACCGAUUGAAAACGGGACUUCGUGGAAGAAAUGUUAAUYUACCUCUCCUAAUAGCAUGUCAUUCAGUCAUUUUGGUUUUCUCAAUUUCAUGCCCGGAAUAAAGGCUUAAAAGUUGCAGAGAAACAUUGAAGAGUCGAGUUCUCGGGUUGAUUAAAAUUACAGCAUUGAAUAAUUCCGUACACUCGUAGUUUUCCUGACUAUUYCUUCCGUCAACGAUUUAUUGGAGGCGUGAGGAAAUCGAGAAGCACACAAAAAUUAACCACGCGCACCGUUAGAGCACGAGUGUCCAACCKAAUUCAUACUUAUCGCAAGGCUCCAGACGAUAACAUCAGCAAAGUCCGAGAUAAMAUGGUGACCCCCGAAAAAAUCCAGCUCUUUAACGAGAAGCGAUUCCGCGAAACGCAUUUGCGCCGGUCGGUGGUAGCGAUCGACGACACGGAUUUCCUUAUGCAAAUGCGAACAGCUCGUCGUCAGUCGAUCGCCUCGAUGCAGAACGACGAUAACGCAUUAUUCCAGUGGAAAGGUAGAGUCUGGAACAAUAUCACUGAAUCUAUCUCGCCUGCCGGAGYCAGUAGGAAUGACAAUAAUGACCUAGCUUCGAUCAAAGACAGAACGGCAAGCACAUCAAUAUCGGAAUGCGACGACGACGACGAVGAAGGCGGCGAUAGAAUUGUUGCAGAUACCUUUCUCAAGAGUUCCGUUGCAUCACUGCGAGGUUCCGAGACAGCAACCGAAGCCACUGCGGACGAGUCGUUAUCAUCGUCGUCCUUGUCCUCAUCGUUGCACCUGGAUGCGAAGAACACCACCCGGGAUUCCUCUUCGUUGCGUGGAUCGGCUUCCGAACUACAAAGACCGGCAUGGUACACCCGGCUCGCAGCAAUUUCGAAAUGGGAACGAACCCAAGAGAAAGCCUAUCAUGAUACGCUGGACGAGCGCCACGAGGCAAAUCACAGCAAACACAAGCAGAACCACAAACCACACUUUUGGCAAUGGCAACGACAGAAAGACGGCCUAGACUUUUCACGGGAUGUCGUUCUAGCAGCGGGUCGACAAGAGUCCAUUUAUGCCUUUGCCGAUUCCCUGACUGACCUUCCCUCUGCAKACGGAAACGAGAAUGGUGGCGAUGGCAACCAUGGGGAWAAUGAUAUCUCCAGAAACGGAAACAUGGCGAAGACAAAGAAAUGCGUCUUGGACCUAAUCAUGUAAGAGAAUCUCAAUCAUUGGAAUCGAUUAAAAACCAUUGAUUCCUGUUGCAACCUUUCCAAUCCGAUCCGAUCCAAUCUAAUCGAUUCGCAGCGUAAAACAAAAACAAUACCCCGAAGCGCGAUGGUUUCUCUAUAGGGCAUUAUCAAAAUGGUGCGAGCUUUCCUACCAGAUUAGAGACGAAAGCAAAGCUUGUACCAUAGAUUGUGGUGUCUUGCAAAUCAUWUACACACAAAACACGUACAUAAAGACAUUACAUACAC
Pseudo-nitzschia multistriata is the source of this 4794-nucleotide messenger RNA. The record is from the annotation of a GenBank genome assembly. NCBI's taxonomy places the organism in Eukaryota, Bacillariophyta, Bacillariophyceae, Bacillariales, Bacillariaceae.